Messenger RNA from Medioppia subpectinata, 1026 nucleotides. The record is from the annotation of a GenBank genome assembly. NCBI's taxonomy places the organism in Eukaryota, Metazoa, Arthropoda, Arachnida, Sarcoptiformes, Oppiidae.
UGACUCUUAAGACUGAUUUUUAAGAUGAGUUUUAGAUGUCAUUUAUAAAAAGUCAGCCAAGUAGUUGAUCAGUAGGUUAACAAUCACAAAACAAAUUAUAAAUAUGUAAAGUAUACCAUGAUUUAAAAUGUGAUUUUAAUAUUUUUAUAAAUUAAUUUUCUAAUCAGGCCAUCAAAUGAAUGUUAUGGUGUAUUAAAUGUUGCCGUUAAUAGUAUAGCCUAUGGUAUGAAACACAAAAAUCGUGGCAAAUGUGUUGUAUUUAAUCACAAGACUUUCGACAAACAGACCAAAUGCAAGGAUAGGGACGGAACCGAUAAAGAUGUCCGUAAUAUUAUCACAUGCUUUGAAAGACUGGAUUUUGAAGUAAUUGUUGUCAACGAUGGCAGUCUUAGAGACAUCAGACAAACACUAUUUAAUAUUGGAACCGAAAAUCACACCAAUAAUGACUGUGUUGUAGUUAUUAUCUUAACCCAUGGCAAUGAACACACUCUUUGGGCCAGAGAUACCAAAUACAAGGCAGAGAUAUUGUUUCCGUACUUAUAUUGUUCAUCACUUAUAGGGAAACCAAAAAUCUUUAUAAUUCAGGCUUGUCGUGGAAAUAAUGUCGAUUCGGGAUCUAAAUUGAAAACACUCGGUAACGGGUCCUCCAGUGUCGACAAAAGACCCAUAGUCUAUAAGCCUGUCUAUACAAUACCAACAAACGCUGAUUUGCUUAUAUAUCAGAGCACUUCUCCGGGCCACUAUUCUUUCCGAAACGCCGAUUUUGGCUCUUAUUUUAUCCAAACAUUGGUCUCAGUAUUAAACGAUUAUUGCUAUAAAAGUGAUCACGAUUUGGUCACACUCUUCACAAUUGUCAACCAGAGAAUGGCCUUUGAUUUUGAAUCAAAUUCUACGGAUCCGAGAGCCGAUAAGAAGAAGCAAAUACCGUGCAUUACAUCAAUGCUCACGAGAUUAGUAUAUUUCACACCCAAAUCGCCAAAGAAAUGACAACUUUAUGCACGUUUCAAAUCUAAUAUCUAUUUUACG